This is a messenger RNA of Phaeodactylum tricornutum CCAP 1055/1, 2352 nucleotides long. RefSeq lists its product with no specific name. The coding region runs from base 193 to 2352 and encodes 719 amino acids. The record is from RefSeq and is a predicted model, not a curated record. The transcript has a single exon. Lineage: Eukaryota; Bacillariophyta; Bacillariophyceae; Surirellales; Neidiaceae.
CGUUGUUACCCAAAAGCACCAAGCGCCACAGACUGUUCCCCAAAUAACAAUUCGAGCACAAUCCCUUACCGUAAACUCGCAUUUAGCCAACGAUCCAACGAUCGAUCGACCUUCGCCACAAACCCGGACGACGGAGUUUGCUACCGCGUGCACAGAUCUUCUUCCACACACACCAAUCCUCCACCUCGUGGGAUGGGAAUCCUCGCGACGCCAUCACUGACGUUCGGACUCAUUGUGGCGGCGUACCUUGGGCCGCUCGACGCUACCGUUGGUUGGAUACAACCACCACCAUCGUCGUCGUCGUGGGUCCGCCGUGGUGUUGAUCAUCGUACACACGGCGACGUGGCGUCCGUACGAUUCCGUGCGGAUACGGCCCGUCCGUUCCAACGCGACCGCGACGACACCGACGUCUUGCCGGACGACGAGCCCGACCAAAAUGGUGGUCCUUCCGAACAAAUUCGGUAUAUGGCGACCUUUCUGAACGCUCGUCUGGGCAAGGCGGUUGUGCAACAGAUCCUCGCGACGACGACGACGCCUGCCGCCGCGCCACGCAACGAGAACGACGAGUCCGCCACAGGAGAUACCAAGAAGGCAACUGCCGACGUGCCGGAGGACACCAUCGUGGCAGCAGUCGACGCAGUUGCCACGGAACCCGUUCCGGAACCGCUGGUUCGGGAAUCCAGUCCGGAAGUUCGAGAUGGACCGAACACGUCCAUUCGGAAUUCUACCAAGACCGCGCCCAUAGUGUCCCCUUUAAUUUCACUGGAAUUUGGGAAAGAGCUUCCCGUCGCGGUGGACAAAGUAGAGCCGCUGACGGAAACCUUUUCUGGCAAAGUGUUGCGGGCGUUGCGGGAAGGGGAUACACCGGGCGACCGUGAGGAUGAAGAAUACACUGAGAGUCGCGGGAAACAAACGGAGUCACCCCUGGUGGAGAAUGAAACAAAAGGCGUUCCCGAAACCGAUACCUCGGAGACGGAUGCGGCGAGCCUCGGAACUGACCAACCCAAGCUCUAUACAGCAUCAUCCGCCACCGGUACGCCGGAGACGAACUCUACCGAGGCCUCGACACCCAUGGUAGAGCACGGAAACACGACGCUUGCCGACACUGAGACUGGGAAUCCAUCUAGUCGAAACACAGAGUCUUCAGAGGUGGAGAACUCCGAAGAGGAUGCAGAAACCGUAAUGGAGCAACCGUCCACGGGCCAUAAAAAAGAAGGCGACCGCGAUUUGACGCUGGUGGACGAAUUCUAUACGGACGCGGACGUGGCCGAACCAACGCUCGAUUCUGCAAAGGAGGCCACAGAAAUAGGUCAAUUGGACCAACCACGUUUGUACUCUACAUCCCAAAAUAACGUGACCGACGCGAAUCUAUCGGGACGCUCUCUUGACGAGGUCGUUGACGACGGAAGUAACGACACUGAUGCCGAUUUGGACGAAGGCGAAGAACGUCCAUCACUCCGCCAUAAGAAGGAAGGAGACCGGGAUGUAGCUCUACAGGAUGAGUUUUUGGAGCCUGUGGAAGAUCAGCUACGUGCCGAUCAAAAUGCGACCAUGUCACAGGACUUGGCCAAUCAAGGCGAUCAGCCGCUGGACGUUGUUCCGUACCCCAAAUCAGACAUGGAUGACCAUCUACAAGAUGCGGUGCCGUAUACCAGGAAAAAAGAAAUCAUGGAACUCGCGAUGAACUCCAAAAAUGAAAAGGAACCGCCACGUGAUGUAUUGGCCUAUCGAAAGAAGGGGGUCAAAUUGGAUGAUGUUCGGAAAGAGAACGGGGGUGAGAAUGUCGCAGGAAAUGUACAAAGUAGCAAUAGCGAUGCCCCCGACAAUGCCCUUCCAUAUCCAGAGGCGCACGACGACUUGGAUCUGUCUACUUCAGAAACUGAACCUACACAAAUCCCAAUCUCCGGCACACCGAGUGGUGUUAGGCUUCCUGCUGGUAUUAUGGAUGAACUCGAGGCAACGAUUGAGCAGGCUCAAAGCGAGUUGAAUACAAAUGUUGGACAGUCCGAUUCGGUAGUAGAAGGAGAUUCUAUGGAAAACUCAGAUAGCAGACAAACACAGGACUCUGGAGUAGUGUCUGAUGGUACGGGAAGCCCAUUGGAACCGAGAAUCCCGUCGGUUGUAUCCAGAGAGUUUGGUCAUCCACUAGAAGUUGUUCAAGAUGGCAUUUCUCCUCCGCGAGACAGCCAGGCUUCGACAGAAGCUGCAUCUGAUCGGCCAAAGAACGACGCUUCCGGCGAAUCAUCCUCUAGCACUUUAAACGCUGCGCAUCGGAGUUUCUUUAGAGAAUGGCAAGCGUUUUCCAAAAAGAGCUUUGGCCUGGACCGGACACUUUUCGGGAAAAGGAGGUAA